AUGGCCGCUGCAAGCCCCGCAAAAAAACUUCAGGACGAAGUUACUUGUUCCAUCUGCCUGGAUUACCUUGAGGAUCCCGUGAUGAUCGUCGAGUGCGGGCACAAUUUCUGCAGGGGCUGCAUCACCGAGAACAGCAAGGGAUCCGGUUGCAGCGCCUCCUGCCCAGAGUGCAGGCAGCUCUUUUCCUGGGAGAAUCUCAAACCGAACCGACAGCUGGGGAAUAUUGUGGAAACGGCCAAGCAGCUCCGUUUGCAGCUGGACACGAGCCGCUCGGACACGGAGAGCAGGUGCAAGGCACACCCGAGACCCGUGGCCGUGGCUCACUUCUGCAAAACCGACGGACGCCUCCUUUGCGAGACACCCGGCGUGGCCCGCACAGAAGAAGCUGCUGCCCAUUACAAGGAUAUUGGAAGCACGAUGGACAGAUGCAACAAGAGCAAAUUUCAGUAUCCAGCUGUUCCUGAUACUUCAGCUACGAUGAAAAUGCUCAGUGUAUUCUGUCAAGAGGGGACCUCUCAGCAAAGUUCUUCCGGGGAAUGGAGAGAGAACACGUGGAGACCAUACUGGAUCAAAGAAAAUGUGUUGCUGGAUCCAGAAACAGCCCAUCCCCGAUACGUUGUGUCUCCAGAUUGGAAGUCUGUAUCAUGGGGAGAUGUCCGUCAGCGAUUCCCCUACAACGAAAAGCGAUUUCAGUGUAUUCGCUGUGUUCUUGGAUGUGAGGGAUUCACUUCAGGAAAACAUUAUUGGACCGUGGAUGUAGGGGAUGGAGAUUAUUGGGCUGUGGGAGUGGCCAGAGAAUCUGUGGAGCGGGAGGAGGAAAUUGAUCUUGAACCUGAUGAGGGAAUCUGGGCAAUUGGGCGUUACGGUGACCAGUACAAAGCCCUGACCUCACCUCCUACCCUGCUGGAAGUAGAGGAGGAGCCAACAGAGAUUCAGGUUUCUUUGAACUAUGAUGCGGGGAUAGUUCAUUUUUAUGAUGGUGAAGAUAAGACCCGUCUCUUCAAAUUUCAAUCAGUAGAUUUUGAAGAAGAGGAAAUUUUUCCUUUUUUCCGGAUUGUUGAUUCAUCAACUGUCCUGAGCUUGUAUUCUUAA
This is a messenger RNA of Euleptes europaea (tarantolino), 1092 nucleotides long. RefSeq names its product E3 ubiquitin-protein ligase TRIM39-like. The record is from RefSeq and is a predicted model, not a curated record. Gene Ontology annotation, molecular function: protein binding. NCBI's taxonomy places the organism in Eukaryota, Metazoa, Chordata, Lepidosauria, Squamata, Sphaerodactylidae. The transcript has 5 exons. Bases 1 to 1092 code for a protein of 363 amino acids.